UGCAUUGCGCGUACGAAUGACAGUUGAAUUGACAGAUUCACAAAAUAAAAGACAAUAAUUGUGUAUCGUUGAUCUUAAGAGGUUAGUUUUCUUACAAAGAGAGGAGCAUAUUUAAAAUAAUUAAAGAAAUGACUAUUUCAUCGGGAUUUAUUUUAUAUUUAUCCAUUUGCGGUGUAACCCUAGCUUACAGGUACGACAGAAGAGAGUGUCUCCCUCCGCCCUGCGCCCGACCCCCAGACAAUUGUCGUCAGGAAUUUGUUUAUGAGUACGUGAAUGGUCAGAAAUGUCCAGUGUCCUGUAAGCUUGUCUGUGAUCAGGAAUGUCCCACGCCUUCCCAGGAAUCCCUGGAUUUCUGUAACAACACCGACCCCCUCUGUUUCGCGGAGAAAGACUUCAUUACCUUACCCGAUGGAAAGCGGUGCUUUAAUGGAUGCGUCCUAGCUUGUCAAGUACAGGGCUGAUUAUUUUUGCUUUUUUUAUGUAACAUUUAUUACUCAAGCAUGAAAAUCUAGGCAAUAGUUUUUUUUUUAUGUUUUGAUGUUUUGAACAUAUGUUUAUCUUUGUAUUUUUAAAAUUUUCAAUUUAUAAAUAAGUAAGUGUGCAGGAGAUUUCAGCUGAAAUGUUGGAAUAAAUGAGAAUUCAUAAAUUUAAA
Saccostrea cuccullata (small rock oyster) is the source of this 652-nucleotide messenger RNA. RefSeq lists its product as uncharacterized. The record is from RefSeq and is a predicted model, not a curated record. Bases 129 to 461 code for a protein of 110 amino acids. NCBI's taxonomy places the organism in Eukaryota, Metazoa, Mollusca, Bivalvia, Ostreida, Ostreidae. The transcript has 2 exons.